Messenger RNA from Globicephala melas (long-finned pilot whale), 4154 nucleotides. RefSeq names its product transmembrane protein 81 (gene TMEM81). Lineage: Eukaryota; Metazoa; Chordata; Mammalia; Artiodactyla; Delphinidae. The record is from RefSeq and is a predicted model, not a curated record.
AGGAUCAUGUAGGAAUGCCCUCUCUUCCAAUUCCUUAGCUCAGUAAGUGUAUAACUACUCUGUAGAGGCCUCAGUGCUAGGAGACAUUGUGGCGCUUACAAAAACUCUUGCCAGGAAGUUCCUGCCUUCCAAGGACCUUUCUUAAAGUGUAAGUACAGAUAAAUUCCUCUUCAUUAGCACUUUUUCUCCCUAGAUUAAAUAGCCUUGAAAUCCAUCGAAUACUUAUUGUCUCCUAAAGAAUAAGAUGUUUCAUAAAGUCUAUUUAAGUCUUUGAUUUUAAUCAUCUCCAAAUCUGAGUGUCUACUUAUUAAUCCUGUUAUGUGACUGAGAAUCUUUUUUGACAUCAUAGCUGUUGCAUAGCAACUUUGACCCAAGUGAAUGAUGAGCUCCUUUCUCGUUCUGUGGGGUUGGGGGGACUGGACUGAGAGUCAGGAAGAAUUAUAUAUCCUCUCCCCCAGAAUAUAUCUUCGGUACCCUUAGGAAGGAAGAGUGCCUAGAAGUGGGAGAGGAGCUGCAUUUAACAUCGCCUGUCUUGCUGCUAAGCAUUGAUUCUAAAAGCCCAUUUGGCCCUUGCCUUCGUGAAUUUUCAUUUCUUUUUAAAAUUCCUUACACACUUUACAAAGUGUUUUCAUGUACAGUUUAUCACUUUUGAUGCUCAAAGUGACCUUCCUGAAAUAGGCAAGGAGGUCUUAAUUUACAAAGGAGGAAACAAAUUCAGGAAGGGUAAAUCACUUGCCUCUCAGUCCAGAGUUCUUAAUCCUUUUUAUAGAAGGUUUAGGAGCAUUUAAAGUUAAUAAUAACUUAAUUCAAGUUAAUCCUCUCUUUUUUUUUUUUAGACUUGGUAUUUGAUUUCUUAUUUGGGCAGAUUUAGCUGGUAUUUUGAAACCUUUGAAUUCAGAGCCUACAAUUUGGAGGGGAGGGGAAAGGGUGAGGAAUGGUACAGCCUUACUAUACAUUGAGGUAAUUUGGAAAUUCACUUCAGCUUCUGAAGUCUUUUCAUCUUUGUUUCCCAAGAGGUGGACUUAAAUGCAUUAAAAGGAUGGGAAAAGAAUGAAGACUGGUAAGGUGGUUGUUAACAAGUAGUGAUAGUAAAGCAACAACCUUGUGACAUUUUUUCUGCCGUGUGGCCUCACCUGUUAAUAAGGACUGGACUUUUAUUAAGUUGUAUUGUUUUAUUGACAAUGCAUGCAUCAUAUCUUUCGACUUUGAAGGCUAUCUCAUGUCGAAGGAAUUAAAUUACGUUGCGGAGGAUUUAGCUGGAACACGUCGGGUGUUGGCUGAGGGUGGUGAAAUGCCUACUAAGACAUGAAGACUUUGGCCACUAGUUUCAUCCUUGGGAACCUGGUGUUGGCCUUCUGUCUCCCUUUGGUGGUGACUUUACCUAAAACACUGGCCAUUCCUGAGAAACUGCAAGAAGCUGUGGGGAAAGUUAUUGUCAAUGCCACAACCUGUACUGUCACCUGUGGCCUUGGCUAUAAGGAGGAGACCGUCUGUGAGGUGGGCCCUGAUGGAGUGAGAAGGAAGUGUAAGUCUCAGCGCUUGGAAUGUCUGACCAACUGGAUCUGUGGAAUGCUCCAUUUCACCGUUCUCAUAGGGCAGGAAUUUAAGCUGAGCUGUCUGAGUUCAGACAUCCUGGAGGUUGGACAGGAAGCUUUCCGAUUCACCUGGAGACUUGCUCGGGGUAUCAUCUCAACUGAUGAUGAAGUCUUCAAACCCUUCCGAGCCAGUUCCCACUUUAUAAAGUUUCAGUCCGCUCAGGAGUAUGACUCUGGGACCUACCGGUGUGACGUGCAGCUGUUAAAGAACUUGAGACUUGUCAAGAGGCUCUAUUUCGGGCUGAGGGUCCUUCCUCCUGACUUGGUGAACCUGAAUUUCCAUCAGUCCCUUACUAAGGAUCAGAAGUUAGUAGAUGAGGGCCUGGAAGUGAAUCUGGACAACUAUUCCAGGCCUCAGCGCCCACCGUGGAAAAAGAAGGUGACCAUAGCUGUGGGGAUAGGAAUUGCCAGUGGUGUGACUGGUGGCGUGUUGGUGAGCAUCGCCCUGUGCGGUGCACUGAGGGUGAUCCACAGCAGUGCCAUCCUUGAGACCUGACAAACCUUGCUGCCGAAGGGCUGGCUGCUCAGGAAGCCAAACUAGCUUUUCAGGGGAGUGUUCUGCCUGCCGGAUUGUGGAUUAACUAAGGGGGGGGGCUUCCACUACCACAGGAGUGAGUGGGGGUUGUGAUGCGGGGCAACAUCAUGGUAGCUGUGGGCAAUAUUCCCUAACUCUGUGUCCCAGAUGGAUCUCUUCCAGAUCUUCCCUGCCCACUAGGUACCCAGGAAACCUGACUGCAGGCAUCUCCCUGCUCCUGGGAAGAGUUCUGUCUUCCAAGUUUGCAUUCAUUUUCUACCCUUUACAACUUGUAUGCCUCCCUACCUUGAUCUCCCUUCCGAGCAGUAUAAUCGUGUAGAAGGAUAUAAUAGCUUUUCUAGUGAAAGUGUUUUUUUCCUCUUCAAUAAAAACAAUUCCCAGUAGCUGUAUGGAAACCUAACCUUUUCUGCCCUUUAGUUUAAAAUUUCUUGCAGUUGUUUAAAUUGUCCCAUAAUCAGUCUGGUUUGGGGUUAAACUUACACCAGCGUUUUUAGAAUAGACAUUGAACAUAUCGCUUUGUUGGGGGCGUAUGCCCAUGUGUGGCAGAGCCGAGGGUGUUAGUAAUGACUUCUGACUCAGGUAUGUAAGAGACAGUCACUAAAUGUUAAUAAAUUAUUUGCACCCCUUAUACACUCCCAGGUGAAACCUUUGUGCUCAGUGCUAAGUUGAAUUCCUGGUGAAACACUGGAUUCUUCAGCUGGUAGAUUGCCCCUGAACAGUUCCUAGGCUUGCUCCCUGUUCCUGUCCUUCUAGCUCUUUCAGUGCCCUGAAGCUUGUGCUGCUGGAGGUUUCUUACAGCAGCCAAGGCCCCUUAACGGAGGACUAGUACCUUCCUUCCUCAACAGGAAAACCAAUCUUAAGACCUUCAGAGGCCAUUCAGACUGUGUCUGAGAUAAUUGCCUUGGCUUGUGGAACUAUCAGGGAAAUUGCUCUUGGGCCGCCAGCUGAGCUAAUUCUAUAUGAGAUAAUUAGCAUUUCUUCCCCUCACUUUUUUCUCAGCACAGAGGAAGUAGCAGAAACAAGACUUGGACCAGUGGUUAUCUUCUCUGGCCGUGUGUCUGAAUCACCCGAAUGAGCUUUUGAAAAAUAAGAUUCCUGAGCCCUAACCUGAGGAUGCUAAUUCAAUUUAAAUUAUGACCAGUGGAUCUCUGUUAUUUCUUCUAUUUUAUAUAUAAAAAUAAAGUCCAACCCAUAGAAAAGUUGAAAGAAAGGUUUGAUGACAUCCACAGACCCUUUAACUGGAUUCACCGAUUGCAAACGUUUUGCUCCAGUUCUCUUCCUCUCUAAAUACAUAUUGAUUUUAUGUGAAGCACUUGAAAGCUAGUCACAGACAUUGUGACCUUUUACCCCUAAAUCAUGUAUGCAUUUCCUAAUAAGGACGUUCACCUGUAUAACUACAAUGACUUCAUCAAACUAACAGUUUCCUAAUCUUACAAAUAGUUGAUACUUCGUUUCUCCCAAUUUCUAAAAUCUUAGAACUUUUAACUUGAUGUUUGAUCUAGGAUCAAAUGAAGGUUCACGUAUUACAUUUGAUUAUUAUUUCUCUUAAGUCUUAUUUUACAACAGAUCCCCUACUUUUCUUUUUUUCAUGACAUUCAUAUUGAAGAGGCCAUUUGUCUUGCAUAGUGUCCCACAAUUAUUUCCUCAUGAGUAGAUUCCUGAGGAAUGAAUCUUAAACAUUUUUGACAAGAGCCCAGCGAAAAUAAUAUGUACUUAUUGCAUGACCUCGGGAGGCACAAUGUCAGGGUGACCCAUGGUUGAUGCUAAGCUUGAUCGUUUGGUUAAGGUGGUGACUGCCAGAUCUCUCCAGUUGGACCUGUAUAUGUUUUCCUUUUGUAAUCUGUGGGGUGAUGCUUUGUGAUUAUCUGGUUUCUAAAAAACGUUCACAAGCGUUUUAGAAUCCAUUCAUGGUCUUUGCCUUAUUAUUACGUGCUGGGGAUUGCAAAAUGAUGGAUUCUUUAAAUUCAUUUUUGUAUUUAUUACCCUGCAUUUUUCUGUAAAGAAAUGCUAUUCUUUUUAUUCUU